CUUUCCUGACGCUGAAGAUCCUCGGACUGCUCUUUGGAAGCCAUUACCUUUAAGAUGCGGACUAUUCACAAAGUAACCCCCGUUAUCGACUGUAUAUCGUUCGAUUUGCUGCCCGAUGGCAGUGUGGAACUUGCCGAUCCACCUUGCAAACCACCACUGUGUAUCCUAUGCCACCGUCCCAGCCACCGAUUUGUCACCCGGUCUUCCAACCGCAAUGGCAAUGCAGGACGUCCGUAUUACAAGUGCUCCCCUUGUGGAAAGUUCUUGUGCUUUGACGAUCGUGGCGGGAAUUCUCUUCGCAACCCUCCAUGCUUUUGUGACGUUUCCAGUAAGCUCCAGGUGACUGGACGCGAACGAACACCUCCACGAAAGCUGCACUAUGUGGGCCGGUUAGGCCAGUGCAACUUUUACAGGCAAUGCUACAACCGGAUGGAGGAGGAAGUUCCUCUUAGUGAAAAGUUUCUGGAUAACUUUGCCCACCUUGGUAUUGCUUAG
Molecule: messenger RNA, 495 nt
Organism: Xylona heveae TC161
Lineage: Eukaryota; Fungi; Ascomycota; Xylonomycetes; Xylonales; Xylonaceae
Exons: 2
Coding region: 55-495 (146 amino acids)
Source: RefSeq, a predicted model, not a curated record